CCUACAUUCAGAACAUGAGACUUACCGAAGUGCACUUGCCUCCUGCUUCCUCUCUUCCCGUAUCGUUUGACAGAACUUGUGAAUCAGGUGUUCUCUGUCGCAUUGUUUGCAUUCUUUGUUAUGCGCGCCGGUAGGUAACCACCCCGCGGAACUUACAUAGCUUAGCUCUUCCGAAAAUACAGAGCGCCAUGAAGUGGCACAGCUUACUCAGAAGACGACUCAUCAGAAGGGGGAUUUUGAGCUUCAACGCAACCAUGGUGACAGUAAGCCACUCAAUCAGCGUUUUUACUUAACUACAGUAUCUGUCGAGAGGUGCUGGUAGCAUACUGUACAGUGACCAACGCCAUGAGGUUCAACGGGUUCUUGAAAGUUCGAGUUGGGGAGGCGGUAGAUCUCAAACCGACAUCCUUCUCCAAACGCCAUUCUAUAAGACCAAAUGUGAAAUCAAAUUUGAUGGACCCUUACAUUGUGGCAAAGGUUGACAAUGUCAAAAUUGGACAGACUGAAACAAAGUCGAAAACGAACAGUCCAACAUACAAUGAGGUCCUGUGCGCGCAAAUUAGCGAUGCAAAGAUUCUGGAGCUCGCCGUGUUUCACGAUACUCCUAUUGGAUACGACGACUUUGUGGCCAAUUGCACCUUUCAGCUGGAGGAUAUGAUGGAUACAGCCAAUACGAGGCAGACCUUUGAGGGAUGGGUUGCUCUGGAGCCAGAGGGCAAAGUCUACAUCACCAUCACCCUCACCGGCUCCUUCAUCGACGAUGCAGCGAUUAUAAACGGCUCGAGGAACCAUCAGAGGCUGAUCAGGAAGAAGGCCCUGAAGAGGAAGGUGCACCAGGUCAAUGGCCAUAAGUUCAUGGCUACGUACCUGAGACAGCCUACCUUCUGCUUCCACUGCAAGAAUUUCAUAUGGGGUGUGUUUGGGAAGCAAGGUUACCAGUGUCAAGUGUGUACCUGUGUGGUUCACAAACGAUGUCACGACCAAGUGUUGACAAAAUGCCCUCGGAUGAAGAAAAAGGAAGACGAACAGGGUCCCAGUGAAGGCUUCAGCAUCAACAUCCCCCACAUUUUCAAGAAGCACAACUACAAGGUUCCCACCUACUGCAACCACUGUGGCUCUCUGCUCUAUGGUGUGGUCAAACAGGGCAUGCAAUGCCAGGGUUGCAAGAUGAACGUGCAUAUUCGUUGCCAGGAAAAUGUGGCUCCUAACUGCGGGGUGGACAGUGCCGAGUUGGCUCGCAAGCUGGCAGAUCUCGGGGUGAAGCCUGGAAUGUCAAGUUCGAAUAGAAGGUCAACCAUAAAGUCGGGACUUCCCUCUGAGGAGGAUCCAGUGGUUCCCAGCAGCGAGAGUGUGCCGAGGGUCAGCCUAGACGACUUCACCUUCCUACAGGUGCUGGGGAAGGGCAGCUUUGGCAAGGUGAUGCUGGCGUGCAUGAACAGCACGGAGAGGGUAUACGCUGUGAAGAUGCUGAAGAAGGACGUGAUCCUGCAGGAUGACGACGUGGAGGCCACCAUGAUCGAGAAGAGAGUCCUGGCCCUCGCUCACCAGCACCCCUACCUCACACAGCUCUACUACUGCUUUCAGACGCCGGAUCGUCUGUUCUUUGUCAUGGAGUUUGUGAAUGGCGGUGACCUGAUGUUCCACAUCCAGAGGUCACGGCGCUUCGAUGAACCUCGGGCGCGCUUCUAUGCCGCUGAGGUCACCUGUGCUCUCACCUACCUGCACUCGAAAGGCAUCAUCUACAGGGACCUGAAGCUGGACAACGUCUUGCUGGACAAAGAUGGCCACUGCAAACUGGCAGACUUUGGCAUGUGCAAAGAGGGGGUCUUCAGGGGGGACAUAACGUCCACUUUCUGCGGGACACCAGACUAUAUAGCACCAGAGAUCAUCGAGGAGAAGCCGUACGGCCACUCGGUGGACUGGUGGGCGCUGGGCGUGCUGCUGUACGAGAUGCUGUCUGGGCACGCUCCGUUCGAGGCCGAGACGGAGGACGAGCUGUUCGAGUGCAUCCGCCGCGACCCGGUGGUCUACUCCUCCUGGCUGAGCAGCGAAGCCGAGGACAUCCUCAGAGGGCUUCUGAUGAAGGACCCCCAGUGUCGUCUAGGCUGCGUGGAGAGAGAGGGAGGAGAGGAGGCCAUCACGUCCCAUCCGUUCUUCUCCGGCCUCAACUGGAACGCCCUGAAGAAGCGAGAGCUCGAGCCUCCCUUCAAACCCAGAAUAAAAUCGCUGGAGGAUGUGAGUAAUUUUGAUCCCGACUUCACCCAGGAGGAGCCCACGCUUACUCCCAUCGAGGACACCAUGUUCGCCUGCGUCAACCAGGAGUUUAAAGACUUUUCCUUCACAGCCCCCGAGCUGCUGGCCACAUAACAGAGUGCUGGACAAUGUAUUUAAAUGGGCUCGAACGCACACACACACACACACACACACACACACACACACACGUGGAAAACAUUCAGUUAUACUAUCCCACUCAGACAAGCCCAUUGUCUCAUCAUUCUCAUACAAUAUGAGUCUUGAACACAAACACACAAAACUAUGGCCAUUCCGGCAGCUGUCAGCUAUUCUUGGAACUGUUUGAGCAUCAAAGCCGGGAACCAGAGCUUUGAGCAACAAAUACAUGAAAGAAGACUGUGGCUGAAUAUUCCUGUUAAGUUGUGAAUGCCUCUGUGGCAGACCCAUGCAUUGUGUUCCAAAUCAUGUGUGUGUGCGUGGGUCACAAUUUAACUUGAAAAUUAGUGAGCCUACUGUGUGUCAAAAAGGUGUUAUCACUUCGUAGUAAUAAUGUGGAAAAGGCCUGAAGAGACUUGAAAUGAAUUGCUCCAUGUGUUGACCGCAAAGUGAACAGCCUCCUCUUAAAUGAUUCAGAGGGGUAGGUGUUAGUGACUGCGGCAUGACCGAAGAAUGAAUUUUUGAUGACAACAAACAGGUACCUCUCUUUUGCACCUACCAAAAGACCUAGCACCUAUUGUCUUCCUCUGCCACCUGUCAGUUUCGCCUUUGCUUUGAUCGACCUUUGCUUGCUUUGUUGGCAAGCCUCUGCUUUGCUCUGAAGUCCAGAAAUGCCCAAGACUUCUCCGCCAAAUCAAAUGUCCCAUUAGGUGUCCUAAUUGAGGUCAGACAUUUUGUUCAGCAGCACCAGAGCAGGUUCAUUAUUUGUGAGGAUCUCUAGCAUCGCUGUUGUUACCGAGACAGAAUGCCAAGACUGUGGCCUUGGCAACUCACUCGCUUGUGGCCAUAUUGGGUCGAUUAGAUUGUAAAAUUACAGAGACUCAAAUAGCACAGAUGUUUUCAUCUUGUUUCUUGUUUUUCCCAGGCUUGCCAGUCUGAAAUGCUCAUUUGCUGUGUUGCAGAAGGAUGUCCCCCUGGGGUUUUGUUAUAAAUUAUUUUAACAAAGGCAAGACCUCAGUAAGAGGGAAAAAGAGAGGGAGAGCGAGAGAGAGAGAACAUGUUAUACCCAACGACAGGCCUUUUAAUUUCUCACAUGCUUCCAAUAAAUAACUUGUUAAAUAAAA
This is a messenger RNA of Sardina pilchardus (European sardine), 3512 nucleotides long. It is a transcript of the gene prkchb, whose product is annotated as protein kinase C, eta, b. NCBI's taxonomy places the organism in Eukaryota, Metazoa, Chordata, Actinopteri, Clupeiformes, Clupeidae. The coding region runs from base 346 to 2367 and encodes 673 amino acids. The transcript has 15 exons. Gene Ontology annotation, cellular component: cytoplasm; nucleus. Gene Ontology annotation, molecular function: ATP binding; diacylglycerol-dependent serine/threonine kinase activity. Gene Ontology annotation, biological process: protein phosphorylation. The record is from RefSeq and is a predicted model, not a curated record.